CGCGGGGUGAGCGGCGCGGGGAACGGGGACUGCCUGCCGCCCUCGCCCUCGUCCCCCACCGGCGGACCCCGGCGGGCAUUCGAGAGCCGCGCGGCCAGGCCCUCUUAACCCUCUGCCGUUUGGGGGGCACGGGUGAACCUGCUGCCCCACUCCCACCCCGCCCCGCCCCGCCCGGACAGCCAAAUCGGAAGGGACGAGCCUGCCCUUUGAAAGGGGUUUUUUUCUUGCUCCUGCGGAGGGCGCCCCAGCCAUGGCCCUCAGGAGCUCCCUAGACCCCGCAGGGACUGCCCUCCAUCCCGGCCGCCGGGGCCCGCCUUCUGCAUCCCGCGGGCAGCCUGUGUGAAGCGGCCUCCCGCAGCCCCCGGCCCCUCCCCCAUGGAGGAGGAGGAGGGGGCGGUGGCCAAGGAGUGGGGCACGACCCCCGCGGGGCCCGUCUGGACCGCAGUGUUCGACUACGAGGCGGCGGGCGACGAGGAGCUGACCCUGCGGAGGGGCGAUCGCGUCCAGGUGCUUUCCCAAGACUGUGCGGUGUCCGGCGACGAGGGCUGGUGGACCGGGCAGCUCCCCAGCGGCCGCGUGGGCGUCUUCCCCAGCAACUACGUGGCCCCCGGCGCCCCCGCUGCACCCGCGGGCCUCCAGCUGCCCCAGGAGAUCCCCUUCCACGAGCUGCAGCUAGAGGAGAUCAUCGGUGUGGGGGGCUUUGGCAAGGUCUAUCGGGCCCUGUGGCGUGGCGAGGAGGUGGCAGUCAAGGCCGCCCGGCUGGACCCUGAGAAGGACCCGGCAGUGACAGCGGAGCAGGUGUGCCAGGAAGCCCGGCUCUUUGGAGCCCUGCAGCACCCCAACAUAAUUGCCCUUAGGGGCGCCUGCCUCAACCCACCACACCUCUGCCUAGUGAUGGAGUAUGCCCGGGGUGGCGCACUGAGCAGGGUGCUGGCAGGUCGCCGGGUGCCACCUCACGUGCUGGUCAACUGGGCUGUGCAGGUGGCCCGGGGCAUGAACUACCUACACAAUGAUGCCCCUGUGCCCAUCAUCCACCGGGACCUCAAGUCCAUCAACAUCCUGAUCCUGGAGGCCAUCGAGAACCACAACCUCGCAGACACGGUGCUCAAGAUCACGGACUUUGGCCUCGCCCGCGAGUGGCACAAGACCACCAAGAUGAGCGCUGCGGGGACCUACGCCUGGAUGGCGCCGGAGGUUAUCCGUCUCUCCCUCUUCUCCAAAAGCAGUGAUGUCUGGAGCUUCGGGGUGCUGCUGUGGGAGCUGCUGACGGGGGAGGUCCCCUACCGUGAGAUCGACGCCUUGGCCGUGGCGUAUGGCGUGGCUAUGAAUAAGCUGACGCUGCCCAUUCCCUCCACGUGCCCCGAGCCCUUUGCCCGCCUCCUGGAGGGUGAGCCGGGGCCCCGUGAUGAGGAAUGCUGGGACCCAGACCCCCAUGGGCGGCCAGAUUUUGGCAGCAUCUUGAAGCGGCUUGAAGUCAUCGAACAGUCAGCCCUGUUCCAGAUGCCACUGGAGUCCUUCCACUCGCUGCAGGAAGACUGGAAGCUGGAGAUUCAGCACAUGUUUGAUGACCUUCGGACCAAGGAGAAGGAGCUUCGGAGCCGUGAGGAGGAGCUGCUGCGGGCGGCGCAGGAGCAGCGCUUCCAGGAAGAGCAGCUGCGGCGGCGGGAGCAGGAGCUGGCAGAACGCGAGAUGGACAUCGUGGAACGGGAGCUGCACCUGCUCAUGUGCCAGCUGAGCCAGGAGAAGCCCCGGGUCCGCAAGCGCAAGGGCAACUUCAAGCGCAGCCGCCUGCUCAAGCUGCGGGAAGGCGGCAGCCACAUCAGCCUGCCCUCUGGCUUUGAGCAUAAGAUCACAGUCCAGGCCUCUCCAACUCUGGAUAAGCGGAAAGGAUCCGAUGGGGCCAGCCCCCCUGCAAGCCCCAGUAUCAUCCCCCGGCUGAGGGCCAUUCGCCUGACUCCCGUGGACUGUGGUGGCAGCAGCAGUGGCAGCAGCAGUGGAGGAAGUGGGACAUGGAGCCGCGGUGGGCCCCCAAAGAAGGAAGAACUGGUCGGGGGCAAGAAGAAGGGCCGAACGUGGGGGCCCAGCUCCACCCUGCAGAAGGAGCGGGUGGGAGGAGAGGAGAGGCUGAAGGGGCUGGGGGAAGGAAGCAAACAGUGGUCAUCAAGUGCCCCCAACCUGGGCAAGUCCCCCAAACACACACCCAUCGCCCCUGGCUUCGCCAGCCUCAAUGAGAUGGAGGAGUUCGCGGAGGCAGAGGAUGGAGGCAGCAGCGUGCCCCCUUCCCCCUACUCGACCCCGUCCUACCUCUCAGUACCACUGCCUGCCGAGCCCUCCCCGGGGGCGCGGGCGCCAUGGGAGCCGACGCCGUCCGCGCCCCCCGCUCGGUGGGGACACGGCGCCCGGCGGCGCUGCGACCUGGCGCUGCUAGGCUGCGCCACGCUGCUGGGGGCUGUGGGCCUGGGAGCCGACGUGGCCGAGGCGCGCGCGGCCGACGGCGAGGAGCAACGGCGCUGGCUCGACGGCCUCUUCUUUCCCCGCGCCGGCCGCUUCCCGCGGGGCCUCAGCCCGCCCGCGCGUCCCCACGGCCGCCGCGACGACGUGGGCCCCGGCCUGGGCCUGGCGCCCUCGGCCACCCUCGUGUCGCUGUCGUCCGUGUCCGACUGCAACUCCACGCGUUCACUGCUGCGCUCUGACAGUGACGAGGCCGCGCCGGCCGCGCCCUCCCCACCACCCUCCCCGCCCGCGCCCACGCCCACGCCCUCGCCCAGCACCAACCCCCUGGUGGACCUGGAGCUGGAGAGCUUCAAGAAGGACCCCCGCCAGUCGCUCACGCCCACCCACGUCACGGCUGCCUGCGCUGUGAGCCGCGGGCACCGGCGGACGCCAUCGGACGGGGCGCUGGGGCAGCGGGGGCCGCCCGAGCCCACCGGCCAUGGCCCUGGCCCUCGUGACCUUCUGGACUUCCCCCGCCUGCCCGACCCCCAGGCCCUGUUCCCAGCCCGCCGCCGGCCCCCUGAGUUCCCAGGCCGCCCCACCACCCUGACCUUUGCCCCGAGACCUCGGCCGGCUGCCAGUCGCCCCCGCUUGGACCCCUGGAAACUGGUCUCCUUCGGCCGGACACUCACCAUCUCGCCUCCCAGCAGGCCAGACACUCCAGAGAGCCCUGGGCCCCCCAGCAUGCAGCCCACACUGCUGGACAUGGACAUGGAGGGGCAGAACCAAGACAGCACAGUGCCCCUGUGCGGGGCCCACGGCUCCCACUAAGGCCUGCCCACCACCGCCCGCCUGGGCAGCCAUGAAUGUAGCGCCCCAGGCCCCGCCCCAGCCCGCCAUGCCACAAGGCGGGGGAGGCCCUGGGCAGGAUGUUCACUCUAUUUAUUGGGGAAGGAGGGAGGGGGGGACACUUAACUUAUUCCUUUGUACCCCAGGGGGUGGAGCCCUGUGCCCGCCCUGCACUGGGGGGAGGGUGGGCAGGGAUACUCAGGGACAGGGCAUCAUGGGGGAUUUGGCACAAAAUGGAGCAUUAAAGGUAACCCCUGCCCCCUACC
This is a messenger RNA of Pongo pygmaeus (Bornean orangutan), 3548 nucleotides long. It is a transcript of the gene MAP3K10, whose product is annotated as mitogen-activated protein kinase kinase kinase 10. The transcript is spliced from 10 exons. The record is from RefSeq and is a predicted model, not a curated record. The coding region runs from base 376 to 3264 and encodes 962 amino acids. Gene Ontology annotation, biological process: positive regulation of apoptotic process; protein phosphorylation. Gene Ontology annotation, molecular function: ATP binding; protein binding; JUN kinase kinase kinase activity. NCBI's taxonomy places the organism in Eukaryota, Metazoa, Chordata, Mammalia, Primates, Hominidae.